AGAUGGACCAAGGCAAAGGCUCUAUCAUCCUCGACCUCGAACGCAAACUCAACCCUACCAGGUUCUCCAGAAGAGGCCGCAGAGACCAAUACUGCAAAAUUUCUCUGAACUACUACUGGGACCUGCUCAAGUACGUUGACGACGACUACUUGUCUGAGUGGGAGGUGCUCAAGUUCAAAGACUUGUAUGCCAACCAGCUCGGCAACAUGAUCUGACAGACCACCACUUGUUUUGCUAUUGGCUACCUCGCAACCAAAAUCCUGAUGGCUCCGAACUUGAUUUCACGCACCAACGGGUACUUGUUAAGACUGCCUUUGAUGGCGACAAUCACUUCGUGGUUGUGUGUGCAGAGUCCACAUUGGAUGAGACCUAACAAAGAGUUCCACGAGAUAAUGUGACAACCAAAUCCCCACGGAAGCUAUAUAAGAAAGGUUGUCCGAUUCCAUUUCCCUAAGCUCUGGGAAGACGUAAGUGCUAACUUGCACGAAAACGGCUACAACCUCAAAGAAAUGAACGAAUACGACAACCAGACAGAAAUGCCUGAGCUUUCUGAAGGCUUCGACACUACAAGAAUAUAAUCACUUGAGGAACAAUUAUCAUUGCUUCAAUUUUA
This is a messenger RNA of Moneuplotes crassus, 613 nucleotides long. Lineage: Eukaryota; Ciliophora; Spirotrichea; Euplotida; Euplotidae. The record is from the annotation of a GenBank genome assembly.